AUGUAUCCAAUGGUUCAGCGAGCCCAGACUCAGGUCAGGGGAGGAGCGAGGAGCGUCAUUUUGGCCACCAAGGUACCGUCUGGGCAGAUGACUUGGAUACGAGAUGGUCCCAAGUGUUUUUUAAUGCUAAGAAUAUUACCGAGGCCAUUGUCGGCAGGAUACAUUGAUAUUGCAAGGAAGUACAGUGUUCAUCUAGUAUCUCUUGCAAUAGAUCCUGGGCGUUGGUUUUGUCGUUCUCUUUCUCCUCGGUGCGUCGACGUCUCUGGUAGUUGCCUUGCUAUGGUGGUUUCAUCACGGUGGAGGUGGCUUCCCUCACACCCCCUCCAUCAUCCGAUCUGCGAUCUCAAGCUUUACCUUCAAGAGAAGACGGCCGCUGUCCGAAGAUAUGGCUUGGGUGGCUCUUCACCUAGGAUCUAUAGCUUUGUUCCUCAUUUUCACAAUGUUAGGCCAGGUUUUUGGCAACUAGUGUUGUUGGGUACCAUCCUUUUACAGGUUUUGGCUGGUUACUCUGCGAUGGGAACUGCAAAUCCGGGUGUUGUUGGUAUCCUUCUUGACAAACCUAUAGAGACUGGCGCAGUGGAGUCUCCUGGACGCCUUCCUUAA
Molecule: messenger RNA, 603 nt
Organism: Prunus armeniaca (apricot)
Lineage: Eukaryota; Viridiplantae; Streptophyta; Magnoliopsida; Rosales; Rosaceae
Source: the annotation of a GenBank genome assembly